Colletotrichum chrysophilum is the source of this 1797-nucleotide messenger RNA. RefSeq lists its product as uncharacterized. Gene Ontology annotation, biological process: potassium ion transmembrane transport. Bases 1 to 1797 code for a protein of 598 amino acids. The record is from RefSeq and is a predicted model, not a curated record. NCBI's taxonomy places the organism in Eukaryota, Fungi, Ascomycota, Sordariomycetes, Glomerellales, Glomerellaceae. The transcript has 3 exons. Gene Ontology annotation, molecular function: potassium ion transmembrane transporter activity. Gene Ontology annotation, cellular component: plasma membrane.
AUGGGGUGUCUCAACCAUCGCCGGAAGGGCAUCCAGUACAAGGCGGAACAGAAGUGGGAUUACAUUUCUCUGAACGACUUCCGCUCGCGAGGAUGCCUCACCCCGUUCGCUUACUUUUACCUCUGGCUCAUGUUGUUCAUCUCCGUCGCUGUCUACGGUGUCGAUAUGUUCACGGCCGUCAACCUGCUCGCCUUCGACAAGUGGUCAUCCGAAAUCGAUCCCGCCAUCGACUUUAAGAUAUCGAAGUGGAUCUUUUCCGUCUCCAUCAUCGCCUCCUUCGUCAACCUCGCCUUUGAGCAGUUCCGGGCUAUGCGUGUAAUGAAGCGAGGAAACGUUGCUGAAUGCUACCUGGACAACAUCGCCGUCCGAUUGGAGAGUACUCGGAUGGGCAAAGGACAGGGAUGGCGACGAUUUCUCGUAUUCGCCGAGCUCACGAAGAGCAAGAAGGGAGCCGAGUAUAUCGCUCUGUUCACCUACUUCAGCUUGCAAUCUUGGAUCCGCGUCAUGGUCUGUUCUGGUCCCCGUCAGGUCGUCAACGCCCUGACGCUCAAGUCCGUCUACGACGCCAAGCUUGCCGUUCACGAGGCAUCCGUCGAGGGUUCUCUGCUGGGUUUCUUUGAAAAGAUUAGGUCUCUUGCCACCGAGGACUACCAGCAGGCCCUGAUCCUGUCUGGUAUGCUCUUCACCCUCGUCAUCUGGGUCUUUUCCGCUCUGUACCUCAUUCUGGCUGUCAUGUUCUACGUUUUCUUCCUCUGGCACUGGAUCCCCAAGGACGACGGUGGCCUUUCCGGAUACUGCGAACGCAAGGUCAACAAGGCUCUCACCAAGAUCGUCACCGCCAAGGUCAAUAAAGCAUUCGCCAAACAGGAAGCGGACAGGAAGAAGGCGGAAAUGCGGGCAGCCAAGAAGAACGGCGAAAAGAUUGCCCCGGAGCGACAGGCCACUCUGCCAACCCUACCCAACGUGGGCGAUCCAGACAAGCUCGCCGAGAUGCCCAUGUUUGGUCGCAGCGAUACCUUUGCAACGCUUCCCCCGUACGAGUCCCGGCCUGGAACCCCCGGCAGCAUCGAGCUUGGUGCCAUGGAUCGAAAGCGGCCCAUGCCUCCUUCGAGAAUGGGCACCACGACGUCGACUGCCAGCUACUCCUCCAGCGCUCCUCUCGUUGGCGGCGCUGCGGACAUGGGCUACCAGCGAUCAGCAUCCCCUGCUCCCUCUCUCCCGCCUUUGGACCUGAACAACUACCCACCUGUUCGCCCGGGUACCUCGAACUCGCAAAGAAGCUUCCGCCCCGCGCUGUCACAUGUGCACACCAACUCGCAAAGUUCGCUGCGAAAUAUCUCGGAGAGCCCCGCAACUUACUCUCCGGAUACGAUGCCACCCUUCCCGCCUCCUGCCCGAACCAACACUGGUGGCAGCACCAGAAGCUACAACCAGCGGCCUCCUCCCAGGGCCACCUACGACGACUACUCCAGUCAGUCCAACGGCCGAGCCAGCCCUGCGCCGUCGACCUACUCGGCGCGCUCUGCGGCCCCUCGCGGUCCCGCGAUGAACGGCCCGGGAUACCAGGCCUACCAGCCGUACAACGCCAACCCCCAACGGAGCGCCACCGGCCCCGUCCCCCCUCGCGGCCCGCCCACUGCUCCCACGCGGAACAUGACGGCGCCAGUGCCUGUUCGACCGCAGCAGGACUACUUUGCCCGUCCGGGAACGUCUCAGAGCCAGAGACCUCCACGAAACAACCAGGGUUACGGCGGCUACAACGACGACGUGGAGGCUCAACAGGGCCCGCGGUACUAG